Molecule: messenger RNA, 5712 nt
Organism: Rangifer tarandus platyrhynchus (Svalbard reindeer)
Lineage: Eukaryota; Metazoa; Chordata; Mammalia; Artiodactyla; Cervidae
Source: the annotation of a GenBank genome assembly
AUGGUACGAGAACGAAAAUGCAUAUUGUGCCACAUUGUGUACAGCUCAAAAAAGGAGAUGGAUGAACACAUGCGGAGCAUGUUGCAUCACAGGGAACUUGAGAACCUGAAGGGCAGGGACAGUAGUCAUGAGUGCCGAGUGUGCGGGGUUACUGAAGUGGGUCUUUCUGCAUAUGCAAAGCACAUUUCUGGCCAGUUGCACAAAGAUAAUGUUGAUGCCCAGGAAAGAGAAGAUGAUGGAAAGGAAGAAGAAGAGGACGAUUAUUUUGACAAGGAACUCGUUCAGUUAAUAAAACAAAGGAAAGAACAAAGUCGACAAGAUGAACCUUCCAAUAGCAGCCAAGAAAUAAACUCUGAUGACAGGCGACCCCAAUGGAGACGAGAAGACCGAAUCCCUUACCAAGACAGAGAGAGCUACAGCCAGCCAGCACGGCAUCAUCGUGGGCCUCCUCAGCGGGACAGGAAGUGGGAGAAAGAUGGCUAUAGUAACACUAGGAAAAACAGCUUCACACAUUCUUCAAGGAAUAAUGGUGGAUCAAGAGGAUGUUCUGGGUGGCAUAAGGGUAGUGCAGGAGGUUCCUCACCUUGGUUUCACAACCAUAGUAAUUCUGGAGGUGGUUGGCAUUCAAAUAAUGGGACAGUAGAUUGGAAUCAUAAUGGUACAGGAAGGAAUUCCAGUUGGCAUUCUGAAGGAACAGGUGGCUUUCCCAGUUGGCAUACGAACAGCAGUAACGGAAAUUGGAAAUCCAGUGCACGUGGUACAAAUAGUUGGAAUUACAGUGGCCCCGGAGACAAAUUUCAACCGGGCAGAAACAGAAGUUCUAACUGUCAAAUGGAAGACAUGAAUAUGCUCUGGAAUACAAAAUCUAAGUCAAACAAAUACAAUCAAGACAGAUAUAAGUGGCAGCGGCAAGAAAAUGACAAAGUUGGUGCAGUUGCCACAUACAGAGGUCCUUCUGAAGGAUUUGCAAGUGGUAAGUUUCAUUCAGAAGGCUUGCUUGACUUCAAUUUUGAGCAGCUGGAAAGCCAAACCACUAAACAGACAGACACCUUCACUUCCAAAAUUGGUGGGAAGAGUAUCAGUGUAGCAAGGGAAAAGCUCCGUCGCUGGACUCCUUACCCUUCACAGAAGACUCUGGAUUUACAAUCAGGAAUGAAAGAAGUCACUGGUAAUAAGUCAGAAAUGAUAGAUAAGCCUCUCUUUGAUUUUAGCUUGAUAACCGUGGGAACAAAAGAGCCCCAAAAUGAUAAAACAGAUAAUUCUCGAAAACUGAAAACAAAAAAAGAAAAACAUACUGGAUCUCUUAAACACAAAACCUCUUCUGACUGCACUGCUUCCUAUGAGGUGGUGAGAGAAUGUCCCAUUACAGAAAAACCUGAACAAGAGCCUAAUUUAAAUAAGACACCAUUAUUAAAAUCCCCACUCCUUCCAACUCCAGGCACUAAAUCAGUUCCUCAAAAGCAAGAUUCAAAGAAUCCCUCACAAAAGACCAAAAUUAAUUCUUUUUUCCCUGGGGAACACUCAAAUCCUUUGACUAAACCCACUGUGGAAGAUAACCAGAGUUCUUGCAUAUCCAAAAUGCGAAGUUCAGGUCCUCAUGUUUUAAAAGGAAAUAAUAAAAGUCCACUUGGAACUCAAAGGGAUCCAGAUGAAAAUUUAAGUGAUACAUUACAGAAAGCCAAAGAUGUGCUGCAGUGUCAUGAGUCAUUGCAAAAUCCACUUAGUGCUUCUAAAAGGACCAGGAAUUAUGCAAAAGCAAGUAGAAAUGUAGAAGAGUCUGAAAAAGGAUCUUUGAAGAUUGAAUUUCAAGUACACGCAUUAGAAGAUGAAAGUGAUGGAGAGAGAUCGGACACAGAAAAGCAUGGGACAAAAAUCGAAACCCUGGGUUCUACAGCUACAGAAGUUUUAUCCUGCAGUACUCCUGCUGCUGAUGAGAAAAGGGGGGAUGACCAAAACCUGGAAACAUCUAGAAAGCCAUCCACUUCCCCAUGUAACUCAACAGUUCACCAAAAAGAAACUGAGUUACAAAUGACAUCUGUAGCCAGCCCACAGUCUGGUUUACUGCUAGAUUUGAAAACCUCUCUAGAAGAUGCACAGGUUGAUAACCCUGUUAAAUCUCAUGAAUCUUAUGAAACUGAAGGCUUUGAGAGUUCUAGCUUGGAUGCCGAGCUUCAAAAAAGCGAUAUAGGUCAACCCUCAGGCCCCCUUCUGCCUGAACUAAGCAAGCUUGGAUUUCCUGCCUCACUCCAGAGAGAUCUAACCCGGCACAUUAGCUUGAAGAGCAAAACUGGAGCACACCUUCCUGAGCCAAACCUCAAUAGUGCUCGCCGCAUCCGCAACAUCAGUGGUCAUCGAAAGAGUGAGACAGAGAAGGAAUCUGGGCUCAAGCCAACCCUUCGACAGAUUCUAAAUGCAUCUCGAAGAAAUGUCAACUGGGAACAGGUCAUUCAGCAAGUAACCAAGAAAAAGCAAGAGCUAGGCAAAGGCUUGCCCAGGUUUGGCAUAGAAAUGGUGCCUCUAGUUCAAAAUGAGCAAGAGGUCUUGGAUCUGGAUGGGGAGCCUGAUCUGUCCGAUCUAGAAGGAUUCCAGUGGGAAGGUGUUUCCAUUUCUUCAUCUCCUGGGUUGGCAAGGAAGCGAAGCCUUUCAGAGAGCAGUGUGAUCAUGGACAGGGCUCCUUCUGUGUAUAGCUUCUUCAGUGAGGAAGGCACAGGCAAAGAAAAUGAGCCUCAGCAGAUUUUUCCACCUAAUAAUUCAUUCAGAUCUGCACAAAGUCAAAAACCAAACAUGAGCCUUAAGCAGGAAGUGACACCUCUGGCUGCCUCCCUAAGAACAGAUGAAAGAACUGAAAAUGUUGCUACUCGAAGGCGACAUAGCGCGCAAUUAUCUCCUGACCGUACAAUACCUUUGAUGCAUUUGACAAAAGAGCUGCACAGCCAGGAGAGCGCUCUACUACUUUCAGAGAAUCACAAUGCCCAGGAGAGUAAUGGAGAAGGAAACUCUUUAUCAUCAAAUGCAUCUUCAGCACUCGCAAACUCCAGUUUGGCAGAUGCAGCCACAGACAGCAGCUGUACCUCUGGUGCUGAACAGAAUGAUGGCCAGAAUGUUAGAAAGAAGCGAAGAGCCACUGGAGAUGGAUCUUCUCCUGAACUGCCAAGUCUUGAGAGAAAAAAUAAAAGAAGGAAAAUUAAAGGAAAGAAAGAACGUUCUCAGGUUGACCAGCUGCUGAAUAUUUCUUUAAGAGAGGAAGAACUAAGUAAAUCAUUGCAGUGCAUGGAUAACAAUCUUCUGCAAGCUCGUGCAGCACUUCAGACAGCUUAUGUUGAAGUUCAAAGGCUACUUGUGCUUAAGCAGCAGAUAACUAUGGAGAUGAGUGCCCUGAGGACCCAUAGAAUACAGAUUCUACAGGGAUUGCAAGAAACAUAUGAACCUUCUGAACGUCCAGACCAGGUUCCCUCUAACCUUACACGAGAACAGAAGAAUGUUAGAUCUCAAACAUCUACUGAUGGCACACUUCUGCCUAGUCCUUUUUUCCCGAAUUUCCUGGAACCUCUAUCUUCCCACGUGUCUCCAUCAUCCACUGGAGCCCCUCUCCAAGCAAUCACAUCUUCUUUCCAAGCUCAUGGCAGUGUUCCUGCUCCAGACUCAUCAGUUCAGAUUAAACAAGAACCCAUGUCUCCUGAACAAGAAGAGACUGUGAAUGCUGUAUCGCAAGGCUCUGCUUGCAGUCUGUCCAAGGAAUUACUGCAAGCUAAUAGAGAGAUCAGUGACAAUUGUCCAGUUUAUCCAGUUACCACUGCAGCAUUGUCCUUAUCAGAGCUAACAGAGAGAUUCCAUGAGCCUAGCCAAGAACUGAAGUUUUCUGUGGAGCAAGGAAUUACCAGAAACAGAGGGAACAGUCCCUCUUCCCAGUCAGCUGGUCUUCCUAGCAUAGAUAAAGAAAGCGAAGAGCCAAACAAAGGCAACAGUGGGUCUGAAGCCUGUACCAGUUCUUUUCCAAGAUUAUCCUUUGCUUCAGAAACCCCUUUAGAGAAAGAGCCCCACUCUUCAGCUGACCAGCCAGAACAACAGGCAGAGUCCACUCUGACAUCAGCUGAAGCUAGGGGGAACAAGAAAAAGAAGAAACUUAGGAAGAAGAAAACUCUGCGGGCUGCCCAUGUUCCUGAGAACAGUGACACUGAACAGGAUGUGUUUACUGCUAAGCCUGUAAGGAAAGUAAAAACUGGAAAGCCUGCUAAAGGGGGGAAAGUGACAACCUCCAGCUGGGAAGAUGGCAGAACUGGCCUGGAACAAGAAAGUGUCAGAGAUGAGCCAGACACUGACUCAUCUCUUGAAGUCCUAGAAGUGCCUAAUCCUCAGUUAGAAGUGGUAGCCAUUGAUUCUUCUGAAUCGGGAGAAGAGAAACCAGAUAGCCCAUCUAAAAAGGAUAUUUGGAACUCCACAGAGCAAAACUCAUUAGAAACUUCUCGCUCUGGUUGUGAUGAAGUUAGCUCUACCAGUGAGAUUGGCACUCGCUAUAAAGAUGGCAUCCCUGUAAGUGUGGCAGAAACUCAGACUGUGAUCUCCUCCAUAAAAGGAUCAAAGAACUCUUCAGAAAUAUCUUCAGAGCCAGGAGAUGAUGAUGAGCCCACAGAAGGGAGCUUUGAGGGGCACCAAGCUGCAGUGAAUGCAAUUCAGAUAUUUGGGAAUUUGCUGUAUACCUGUUCCGCAGAUAAAACUGUCCGAGCUUAUAAUCUGGUGAGUCGAAAGUGCAUUGGUGUCUUUGAGGGCCAUACCUCCAAAGUGAACUGCCUCCUGGUUACUCAGACCUCUGGGAAAAAUGCUGCCCUUUACACUGGUUCCAGUGAUCAUACCAUUCGCUGCUAUAAUGUUAAGACUCGAGAGUGUGUGGAGCAGUUACAGCUGGAAGACCGGGUUCUCUGCCUCCACAGUAGGUGGCGAAUUCUCUAUGCAGGACUGGCAAAUGGCACUGUGGUCACCUUCAACAUAAAGAGCAACAAACGACUUGAAAUCUUUGAAUGCCAUGGCCCUCGGGCUGUCAGCUGUCUUGCCACAGCUCAGGAAGGUGCCCGAAAGUUGCUGGUUGUGGGUUCUUAUGACUGUACCAUCAGUGUACGCGAUGCACGGAAUGGAUUGCUCCUUAGGACUCUGGAGGGCCACAGCAAAACCAUCCUCUGCAUGAAGGUGGUGAAUGACCUUGUGUUCAGUGGCUCCAGUGAUCAGUCGGUCCAUGCUCAUAACAUUCAUACUGGUGAGCUUGUCCGGAUCUAUAAAGGUCACAAUCACGCAGUGACUGUGGUGAAUAUCCUAGGGAAAGUGAUGGUGACUGCUUGCCUGGAUAAAUUUGUUCGUGUCUAUGAGUUACAGUCGCAUGAUCGAUUGCAGGUUUAUGGAGGACACAAAGACAUGAUUAUGUGUAUGACCAUCCAUAAAAGUAUGAUUUAUACUGGCUGUUAUGAUGGCAGUAUUCAGGCCGUGAGGCUAAAUCUGAUGCAGAAUUACCGCUGCUGGUGGCAUGGCUGCUCUCUGAUAUUUGGUGUUGUAGAUCAUUUAAAACAACAUUUGCUGACUGACCAUACAAAUCCAAACUUUCAAACUCUGAAAUGUCGCUGGAAGAACUGUGAUGCUUUUUUUACUGCUAAGAAAGGAUCCAAACAGGAUGCUGCAGGACACAUUGAACACCAUGCUGAGGAUGACAGCAAAAUUGAUUCAUGA